AUGAUAUCUCUUGCACUUCGCUUGUUUGCCAUCACGUCUGCCCUCUACGGCAUCGUCUUUUGCGCACAAGUCAGUUCCACCACGUUCCUCAGAUCAACCAGAAAGAACAUCAUCAUGGAUCUGGAGAACAUGCUCCAGACCGACCGAAAACCCCAUCGUCCUCAACUGACUAUCGACACAUCAAUGGACUCGGACGACGCUCCAGUAAUUAUUGAAAUCACCCCUCGCGCGACCUAUUCAAUAUCAGAGUUCUUCACCGCAGCCUUGCAGUUGUCAAUAGCCUUGUUGAGCGCUUUCGAUCUUCGCUCUGAGAGAGCGCUUCGCUUCCAAAAGAGACUAGCCCGAAGUCAGUAUCAAUGGGCAGCUUCAGCAACCCAGUUCUCGCCUGCUGUUGUCUAG
Molecule: messenger RNA, 399 nt
Organism: Exophiala mesophila
Lineage: Eukaryota; Fungi; Ascomycota; Eurotiomycetes; Chaetothyriales; Herpotrichiellaceae
Exons: 1
Coding region: 1-399 (132 amino acids)
Source: RefSeq, a predicted model, not a curated record